Messenger RNA from Durio zibethinus, 1068 nucleotides. Its product is annotated as small ribosomal subunit protein uS3x-like. The record is from RefSeq and is a predicted model, not a curated record. Gene Ontology annotation, cellular component: nucleus; cytosolic small ribosomal subunit. Gene Ontology annotation, biological process: translation. NCBI's taxonomy places the organism in Eukaryota, Viridiplantae, Streptophyta, Magnoliopsida, Malvales, Malvaceae. Gene Ontology annotation, molecular function: RNA binding; structural constituent of ribosome.
CUAUGCACCUUUUUCUCUUUUGUUUCAUUUAGCCCAAAGCAAGCCACUAAAAACCCUAGAGUCAGGAAUCAAAUAUAUUUUGCUAGGGUUUGCGGAGCUUCAGCCUUCAUCAGAUCUUAUCUCUCUGCAACUUCCCUUCCUUCCCCUCCGCCCAAACCUAAAAAACAUGGCAGCAGCUCAAAUCAGCAAAAAGCGAAAGUUCGUCGCUGACGGAGUGUUCUUCGCGGAACUCAACGAGGUCUUGACCAGGGAACUGGCUGAGGAUGGAUAUUCUGGAGUCGAAGUCAGAGUUACUCCUAUGCGCACCGAGAUCAUCAUCAGAGCCACACGCACCCAAAACGUUCUCGGUGAGAAAGGGAGAAGGAUUAGGGAGCUGACCUCAGUGGUUCAGAAGCGAUUCAAGUUCCCAGAAAACAGCGUCGAGCUUUACGCUGAGAAGGUUAAUAACAGAGGCCUUUGCGCUAUUGCUCAGGCCGAGUCUCUUCGCUACAAGCUCCUUGGUGGUCUUGCCGUCCGGAGGGCCUGCUAUGGUGUGCUGAGAUUCAUCAUGGAAAGUGGUGCCAAGGGAUGCGAGGUUAUUGUUAGUGGAAAACUAAGGGCACAGCGUGCCAAAUCUAUGAAAUUCAAGGAUGGAUAUAUGAUCUCUUCUGGUCAUCCAGUCAAUGAAUAUAUCGACUCUGCUGUCAGACAUGUUCUUUUGAGACAGGGUGUACUUGGUAUCAAGGUCAAGAUCAUGCUUGAUUGGGAUCCCAAGGGUAAGCAAGGCCCUACAAAGCCACUACCUGAUCUUGUCACAAUCCACCCUCCCAAGGAGGAUGAAGCUAUCAAGAAGGAAGAGAUUGAGCCAAUUGAUAUUGAGCUUCCCGAGGUGGCUUAAAGCUCGACCGUGACUGUUCUGAUAGUGUCAUUUAUUUGAUUUUUGGAUUAUGCGAGUGUCCUAGUUUUUGUAGCCAAAAUUUGGACCCCAAAGACUUCUUUGCUGGAUGUUCUUUUGUACUAUCUUUCUUUGAUGUUUUCUCAAAUUUUGCUCUACUGAAGUUAUUAGUAAUUUUCUCCAAGGAGUUUUUA